Messenger RNA from Pelmatolapia mariae (spotted tilapia), 1059 nucleotides. RefSeq names its product sialic acid synthase-like. Lineage: Eukaryota; Metazoa; Chordata; Actinopteri; Cichliformes; Cichlidae. The record is from RefSeq and is a predicted model, not a curated record. Gene Ontology annotation, biological process: carbohydrate biosynthetic process. The coding region runs from base 4 to 1059 and encodes 351 amino acids. The transcript is spliced from 6 exons. Gene Ontology annotation, molecular function: N-acylneuraminate-9-phosphate synthase activity.
AGCAUGCCUCUUCAGUUUGCACUAUGUUCCGGCAGAAUGAUCGGUGGCUCCCAUCCGUGUUUCAUCAUUGCUGAAAUUGGACAAAACCACCAGGGAGACAUUGAGAUUGCUAAAAAAAUGAUCAAGAUGGCAAAGGACUGUGGUGCCGAUUGUGCAAAAUUCCAGAAAAGUGAAUUAGAGUACAAAUUCAGCAAACGAGCCUUGGAGCGCCCCUACAAUUCAAAGCACUCCUGGGGGAAAACGUACGGUGACCACAAGCGUCACUUGGAAUUCAGUCAUGAUCAAUACAGGGAACUAAAAAAGUAUGCAGAAGACAUCGGCAUCUUUCUCACUGCCUCUGGCAUGGAUGAGAUGGCUGUGGAGUUCCUUCAUGAGCUGGAUGUGCCCUUCUUCAAAGUUGCCUCGUGUGAUGCAAACAACUUUCCAUAUCUGGAGAAAACUGCCAAAAAAGGGCGACCCAUGGUGAUAUCCACUGGGAUGCAGUCUAUGGAAACCAUACGCCGUGUCUACAAGACAGUAAAGGAGCACAAGCAGAACUUCACCCUCCUGCAAUGCACCAGCGCCUACCCUUUGGAUCCUAAAGAGGUCAACCUCAGUGUAAUCAAGACAUUCCAGGAGGAAUUUCCAGAUGUUCCAAUAGGCUAUUCUGGACAUGAGCAAGGCAUCUACAUCACCGUGGCUGCUGUGGCAAUGGGAGCAAAAGUUGUGGAACGCCAUGUGACCCUAGAUAAGACCUGGAAGGGAAAUGACCAUGAGGCAUCCCUGGAGCCCUCCGAGCUGGCAGAGCUGGUCCGAGCAAUCCGACUGGUGGAGACGGCAAUGGGAUCACCAGUCAAGCAAAUGUUGCCAUGUGAGAAGACCUGCCAUGAUAAGCUGGGCAAGUCAGUGAUAGCUAAGGUGGCCAUUUCCAAAGGUACAGUGCUCCGCCUGGACUUGUUUGCAGUGAAGGUUGGUGAGCCAAAGGGCAUCCCUCCAGAGAACAUGCAGAACCUGGUGGGCAAGAAGAUCAAAGUGGAUGUGAAGGAAGAUGACAGCAUCUUGGCAGACAUGAUAGAAUGA